This is a messenger RNA of Echinostoma caproni, 1347 nucleotides long. NCBI's taxonomy places the organism in Eukaryota, Metazoa, Platyhelminthes, Trematoda, Plagiorchiida, Echinostomatidae. The record is from the annotation of a GenBank genome assembly.
AUGUUCACUCAAUCUCGAAAAUCGUCUGGAGUGACUUCAUGUGAUGACCAUUUAGGUUAUGUGAGACAAUCGCACGCCGCCCUGGUCGAGAUGCUGAAUUCAGAGGUAGAGCAAAGAAAAGCGGCAGAAUCACAUUGUCAUUCCCUACUGAACGAGUUGGAAUCACGCGAGAACGAAUUGCAAGAGAUGAAAAACACAUUGCUCGAACGAGUCUCCGAAGCAGAAGAUCGCAUGUCCAAAUUGGUCCAUCUGCGGAAUGAGGAAACCGCUAAAGCGAGUCGUGCAACAGAACGAUUGCGAGAAAGUAUCAGCAAGUUGCAACAGAGAUUUGAAGAUGAGAAACGGGAGCUGAAACAAACGAAACUGUCGGAAGAACUGGUUCAAUUGAGAUCCGAAUUGAAACAAACCACUGUUCGCCUGUCCCAACUGAGUCAGGCACACACCGAGUUGUCUGCAAAUUUGAACAAAACCAAAGCAGCCUAUCAGAAAGCAUUGGCGCGAGCAGAGACAGCAGCCAAACAAUUGGGAGAUUUGCGUAAACAAAGCGAACAAGCGAAUAAUUCACAAACGGAAACAGAACGUGCUUUACGUACCGCGCAGGAGCGUCGAAUUGCUGCAGAAUCCGCAUUGAACGCUGUUCGACAACGUGCUGACGGAUUGACGAGUCGAAUCACCCAAUUGGAACGGGAGUUAGCCACGGAAAAAACAAGAUCAGAAGAAAAAAUUCAACAGUCCGAUUCAGAGAUGGGAAAACUGAGGAGACGUUUUUUGGCGGUCCAGGCUGAGGCAGCAAGAUGGAAGCGAGCGUGGCAGACAGAACGGGAGGAACGAAACGCUCAAAUUGAACAGAGUAAUCGCGUGGUCAGUUCCAUGCUUGAGGAACGUUCUCAGUUGGAGGCACUACUGAAACAAACCAAAGAACGUGAAUUCUCCAAAGCUCGCGAUAUUGAAGAACUCCAGCGUCAAGCUGCGUUGGAAGCGACGAAUGCUUCGUCUCGUCUUUUGGUCGCUCUGUCCACUAGCGAGGAAGGUGUAUCUGCCGCUUUGGAACUGAAGCGGUGCAUCGAGGAAAAAUUGCAACCGGAACUGGAGUCAACCAAAAAACGAUGUGAUAAGGCCGAGGCCGAAGCGGAGGACUGGCGACGAAAGUAUGACACAUUGAGAAACGAAAUGGAACGCUGUCAGACUGCGGUCAAAGAGUUGGAACAACGAUUGAUAGAGAAACAGGCCUCGGUGGAUAAAGAGACAAAUGAGCUGCGGCAAAAGCUUGCCUCCGCAGAGGAGGACGCUCGACUGAAAGCGGUCUUACUGUCGAAUGCGGAGAAACAAGCUUCACGAAUGUUAUGA